ACAGGCGCUUGACCUCUCUACCUCCGCUUCUCCUGCAUCGUAUCAUUUGGUUUCCUCUUCUUCGGCGCCACCUUUAAUUCCAUUUGCGGCCGCCCCCACCGUACGUCAAGCGAACGUGGAGGGAUAGGAAGCAGCUUAAUGUCGUGGGUGGACUUAGGCAAUUAUAAGAAAGACCAUCGCGCCGGCACGAUUACAAGCAGCAGUGAACCGCAAAAACAGUACGGACAUGCCCCCCGGAAACGAAAAAGACAGGCUUAAAGGCCGUUUCACCAGGUGCGGCGGGAGCGGGUAGAGGAUGGGCACAGGGGGAAGCCUUUGACAGACACUCCCUCCGAUGGGGAUGAAGAGGAGGAAGGGGAGGAGGG
This is a messenger RNA of Nannochloropsis gaditana CCMP526, 365 nucleotides long. RefSeq lists its product as uncharacterized. The record is from RefSeq and is a predicted model, not a curated record. The transcript has 2 exons. Bases 139 to 258 code for a protein of 39 amino acids.